Molecule: messenger RNA, 779 nt
Organism: Drosophila mauritiana
Lineage: Eukaryota; Metazoa; Arthropoda; Insecta; Diptera; Drosophilidae
Exons: 5
Coding region: 60-740 (226 amino acids)
Source: RefSeq, a predicted model, not a curated record
UUGGCGGUUUAGUUGGAUAGCACUUCUUGGUCGCGAAACCUAAAGGAUAUUUUGCAGAAAUGAAUAGUCUAACAUUAUCUUGCCUUGUCUUUCUACAGUUGAUCUUUGUGGAGUCCACUUUGAUAUUUCAAACCAACUCGGAAUUCGGUAUUUUUAUGGCCAUAUCAGUGCCACUUACUUUGAAGAAUCGCAAUGUGUUCCUUUCGUACAACUAUGAAUUCAACUACUACCAGCCCGAGCACAUCUACAAGUAUCCUCCGAUAUUGAUGGGUGAUAACUGGGAGGAUAGUUAUUUGACGUAUAACACCACUGGUGGAGAUGAUAGUAGCAGCAGCAGCAGCAGAUCCUUUCGUUCUGUGGAUGAUAAUAGUUCAACCAAAAAACGAACUUUACCGAUCAUGAGUCGAACGAAUUUCUACAUUAUGCUCAAGGAUAAAUUGGAAAGAUCGGGAUACCCUGCUGAGUCCUGCCUCCUUCGCUUGAUUUGCGAAACGAAUUCCUCAACGCUUGGCCAAGUCAAUGGACUCUUGGGCAGCAUAGUGCAUAUCUUGUUCACACCCAGCAGCUCUAAUGACGAGAAUCUCGAUAAAGACUACUACCAAGCCGAAUGGGAUGGCCUUCGCCAUGGCGACUGCUCAUCUUAUGCUAGCCAAUGUGAAGAGAAUGUACUGGACUUGAUAUCAAGGCCAUUGCAUGAUGUUCUUAGGGAAGCACUGGAUAGACGAAAUGGAAGACCAUAAACUGGAUGGUAAAUCAGGCGCUUAUGGUUUGAUCUGCAU